Messenger RNA from Gasterosteus aculeatus aculeatus (three-spined stickleback), 3499 nucleotides. It is a transcript of the gene sfswap, whose product is annotated as splicing factor SWAP. Gene Ontology annotation, biological process: mRNA 5'-splice site recognition; RNA processing. Gene Ontology annotation, molecular function: RNA binding. Lineage: Eukaryota; Metazoa; Chordata; Actinopteri; Perciformes; Gasterosteidae. The record is from RefSeq and is a predicted model, not a curated record.
AUGUAUCGUCGCGGAGCGGCAAAGAAGGACCACAACAACAAACCUGUGAAGAAGGAUGUGAGUGACAGUGAUAAAUACGCCGACCUCUUGGUCUUCGGAUACGCCUGCAAACUGUUUCCAGACGACGAAAAGGCGCUUUACCAUGAACACGGAAAACAUCUCAUCCCAUGGAUGGGGGAAAAGAGCAUCAUGAUUGAUAGAUACGAUGGCCGUGGUCACUUACACGACCUCUCAGAGUAUGACAGCGGCUCAUGGAAUACGUCCUACCAGCUGUCGGAGGAGGAGGCAAGGAUCGAGGCGCUGUUGGAUGAGGAGAGGUACCUGGCUCUGCACACCGACCUGCUGGAGGAGGAGGCCAGACAAGAGGAGGAGUACAAACGUCUGAGUGAGGCUCUGGCUGAUGAAGGCACCUACAACGCAGUGGCCUUCAAAUACAGCGCGGACUACUACGAUCCCUCUCAGCCCACCGUGGAGGACGAAGCCAACAGGGAAUGCGAAGAGGCAGAGCCUGAGGAGAACGAGGAACCUUUUAUUGCUCCCCCGGGACUCGCCAUCCCUCCUGACGUGGAACUGCCGGCAACCAUCAAGACCCACAACAUCAUCGAGAAGACCGCCAAAUUUGUAUCUCAGCAGGGGGCUCAGUUUGAGAUCGUCCUGAAAGCUAAGCAGUCCAACAACUCCCAGUUUGACUUUCUUCGCUUUGACCAUUACUUGAACCCUUAUUACAAACACAUCCUGCGGGCCAUGAAGGAAGGUCGAUACAACAUUGUCUCCGCCAAGAAGCAUGAGCAGUCGCAGGAAUCGAACUCUGAUGAUUCAGAUGACGACGGGGACGGCAAUUACCUCCAUCCCAGCCUGUUUGCCCCUAAAAGGUGUUCUCGCCUGGAGGAGCUGGUGAAGCCUCUUCAAGUAAUGGACCCAGACCAUCCUCUGGCAGCACUCGUACUGAAAGCCCGACAGGAAAGGAACGGCACAGCAACGGUGGCAACCAAAGCAGAAGACGUGGCGGACCCAGUUGUCUCCGGCACACCGGCGCAGUUCAACGCUGAGCCAAAUGCAGCUGCAACGUACUACGGCUACUACAUGCUCCCGGAUGGCACCUUCUGCUUGGCUCCGCCUCCCCCAGGGAUAGAUGCCAGCGCCUACUAUAGCAGCAUGCCCCCAGGUGUCAUGGGGCCCGCGACAGCUUCUGAGGCCUCACCUAAUCUGGGAACCACACCCUCCCAGUCUGAAACGGUUGCCGUGGCAGCGGCAGCUCCAGCUCCAGCCCCCUCUCAGGUCGCCGUCUCUGCGGCUCCCGCUGUUCUACCAGAGACCAGUUCAAAACCCGAAGCUCCGGUUUGCACGCCAGCAACGCCGGCCAUCAUCCCCCCACCACCCGACACCCAGCCCGUCAUCGACAAGCUGGCCGAGUACGUGGCAAGGAACGGCCUUAAGUUUGAGGCCAGUGUCCGUGCCAAGAAUGAUCCACGGUUUGACUUCCUGCAGUCUUGGAAUCAGUACAACACCUAUUAUGAGUUUAAGAAGAAUUACUUUUUGCAGAAAGAAGGAAAAAGCUUCCCAGAGAAUGAGACUCCGGAUGACGAUGCGCUUCAGUCCGACGCGUCGGCCCACGUGGCAAAAGCCCCUUUUGCCCCCAUCUGUUUUGCCAUCAAAGCGAAGGAAACCGAUAUGCUGCCGCUGGAGAAGAACCGGGUGCGAUUGGACGACGACUCCGACGAGGACAAGUUGCUGGACGAUCAGGGGCUGGAAGCUCUGUUGGGCGGAGCCAUGAUGGCCGAUAAGGACCCCGCUCCGGUCACUGCACCCGAAGACAAAAGACCGUCCCUCAGCUUGGAGGAGUUGGAGGCAAAACAAGCCAAGCAGAAACUGGAGGACCGCCUGUCCGCUGCAGCCAGGGACAAGCUGGCCCAGGCAUCUAAGGAGUCCAAAGAGAAGCAGCUGCAGGCCGAGAGGAAGAGGAAGGCGGCGCUCUUCCUACAGACACUGCGCGGCCCCGUCGCCGGGGAGCCCGAGGCCAAGCGGGCCGGGCUGGACUCAGCCGCCCAGCUUGAGUUACAAGAAGCCCUCUCGGCCCUGUCGGACCCGGCGCCCCAUCCAGCGCCGUCUGCCCAACCUGCGUAUCCUCAGGAUCAAAGGCCGGCCGUGGCGAGCAAAGGGGGCCAUCGCAGCAGGGAGCCCACGUCCUCCUCCUCCCACACCACCUCCAGAGGAGCUGCGAGGGACAGAGAUCGGGACCGAGAACGAGACCGAGAACGAGACCGAGACCGCGACAGAGAGAGAGACCGCGACCAAGAGAGGGCUCGAGAGAGAGAGCGAGACCGAGACCGAGAGAGAGAGAAAGACCGAGACAGAGACAGAGACCGGCACAAAGGUCGGGACAAAGACAAAAAGAAGAAAAAACACAAGAGGCGGUCAAGAUCGAAGUCGAGGUCAAAGUCGAAGACGAAGAGCAAACACUCCCUUCCCAGUGCCUACAGGAGAUCCCACCGGUCCCGUUCCCGGUCACGCUCCCCGGGGAGAAGGGGCCGCAGGGGCCCCUCGGCGGAGAGGAGACGUGACGAGAGAGAGCGCGAGCGCCACCAUCCCAGCAGCAGCAGCUCCAACCCUCCCAGGGGCCAUUCCAGAUCCAGGUCCCCGCCUGAGAAAAGAAGGAGCUUCUUGUCAUCCUCGGGACAGAUGCAAAUUGUGGGUUCCUCUCUCUCCCCGUGUUCCUCGUCCGGCAGAGUUUUGUCCCCGUCUGCAAGCCCCGCCUCCAGCCUGGCCCACUCCAGGGGCGGCUCUCUGGAGAAAGACAAGGCAGUGGCCUCCUCCAUUGUGUCCUCGGUUCAGUCAAAAAUAACUCAGGAUCUGAUGGCCAAAGUGCGGGCCAUGCUUGCCACCUCCAAGACCCUCCCGCCUCCCAAUUCCUAAAGACGGCGCCGCUUCCUGCCGGCAUUCUCCGGUUGAAUCAGCUCCGUCUUAUCCCCCCUCCCAUGUUCCUCCUCCGUUUAUGAUUUCGCCUUGAUUUGAGCGCUGGCUUGUGUUGUGAGGGAGCGUAAAGGGCAAACGGCAGCGCUGAAACCAUCCGGUGUCCCGCCCGACCUCCCGAAAACGUCUUCAUCGCCUCGGGGGGAUUUUUCAGCUGUCGGCAUGUUUGUGUGUAAAUGUGGAGGUAAUCCAUAUGUUAUUUAACAUCCCGUUUUUAAACAGUCAGUCUUUGCCGUUAUGUAACGCCGCCGCAGGUCUGUAUUCUCCCCUUCUAUGAAGGGUUGCGACUUUGAUUCUCUCCUCCCUCAUCCACUAUUCUCCGCUGCUGGUUUCCCUUUUUUUUUUUUUUUUUCCCGCCUCCAGCCGCCUGCCCUCUCCUGCACCUCGGAGCCCAUUUCAUUUCUCUCCCCUGUCCCUUCAGCUCAAGUGCGUGGCCUUUUUAAUUCAGUUCCUGGUUUGUACUGUAAUGGAAUUUAAUGCAGAACAACUUUCUAAUUCGAACUGUUAAUAAAAUUUCAAUUAUGAUUUA